Messenger RNA from Hippocampus comes (tiger tail seahorse), 3110 nucleotides. It is a transcript of the gene fastk, whose product is annotated as Fas-activated serine/threonine kinase. Gene Ontology annotation, biological process: regulation of mitochondrial mRNA stability; mitochondrial RNA processing. Gene Ontology annotation, molecular function: RNA binding. The record is from RefSeq and is a predicted model, not a curated record. Lineage: Eukaryota; Metazoa; Chordata; Actinopteri; Syngnathiformes; Syngnathidae. Gene Ontology annotation, cellular component: mitochondrial matrix; ribonucleoprotein granule. The transcript is spliced from 11 exons. Bases 279 to 2843 code for a protein of 854 amino acids.
AACUAAAGGAGAAAAUGGACUCAAAAGUGCCUCGGGUGCGUUGAGACGUCACUUACGCGAAACUGACUCUGAUCGGCGGCGUCCGCUGAGCGUUUGCUAGCGGGAGGCAGCCGUUGCAUGCCGGGUAGCCGAGGCGGUGCGCGCGGCGGCUUGUCCUGAGGCAUGAGACGGCUGACCGCUGCCUACCUCCGCGGUCACAUAGCACUGACAGCGGCCACGGCUGUGAGACAAGCGAUGAGGAGCGCAGUGGCGCAUCCAGUUGAUCUGGCGUCGGCACGAUGCUGCGUUGGUCCACCAGUUGGCACGCCCUAAGUCAAGUCGCCACUGCCGCAUCGCCCACCAUGUACGCCACCCGCCUAUAUGGUGCUGGGGGAGGGGGUGGAGUCAAACCUGGGAAAAGAGGAGGGCUGGCAAUGCUCGAGGUGCCGCCUUCUCAGCCUUAUCACUACCGGGUGCCGCCGCCACCGCCAUACCCGGUCCCCCAGGGAGCACGCUUUCAGCCGCUGGCCGGCACCACGCCGCCGAUGCCGCCCCAUUGGCAGCCCCGCGCACACCUUUCCACCCAUACGGGAGGCAAAAAAAAGACAUGGAACUUCAUCCAUGAGAAGAUGAGCUACGACACAUUCUUCACCAUGAAGCGACUCAUUGAGCGCUCGCGCCGCCCAGACGAGGUUCUGCGCUGGUUGGCCCAGAACCCAGCCAAGAUCUCCCACAACCACUAUGCCAUCGCACUGCACAAGAUCGCACAGUUGCUGCAGGCCGCGCCCUUCCCACCGUCGCCCAACGACAGCACUGACGCAUCGGCCGCAUGCGGCCGGCAGGUUUUGGAGCAGCAGGACUUCUUGUUGCUGUGCGAUGCCAUCGUCAGCGACUGCGCCAACUUUGACAACUUCAGCAUUGUCAACUGCCUCUAUGCCGCCGCAGCACUUGGACUCCCUGGCGACUGUCCAGUGGUGGCGGCGCUGGAGGCGGAGUGUCACUGCCGCCUAGUGCAGUUCAACCAGAAGGAUGUGUCCAUGGUGUUCAGUUCCAGCAUCAAACUGCCCCCGGGUAGCCAGCACCCGCUCACCGAGGCCUGCCUGCUGGCUCUGGAGAAGAACCUGGAGCGAGAGCGUCACCCACAGACUCUCUUCCUGCUGCUGUCCUACUACCGCCUCAAACGGCGCAUGAGUGCCCAGAUGGACAAUGACGGUGACGACAAGGCAGCUCCUGACCCCCAGCAGGUGCUGGCCAACAGGAAGAUCCUACGUCUGGUCAAACACACGCUGGCCAGCGUCAGUGGCGUGCGCGACCAGGAGAUGGCGCUGCUAGACGAGAUGUUAGCAACCUGUGCCAGGGAAGCCAACAACAAGAGCCUGGAGUUCAUCUUCAGCUCUCACCUCUUCUACCAGAACAGACAGGAGAGGUUCAUCAAAAGCCUGGCAGAUGAGCUUCCAAAGAAGGAGGACGGUCUGAGUGCCGCCACCAUGUCGCUUAUCUCGAAGUACGUGGCGCGCCAUCGUCUCCGGGAGACGGCCUUACUGGACGCCAUCGCCAAGUUCCUGGUCAGGAAGGCAGAGCAUCUGGACAGCAAGGUGAUCCAGAAGCUGGUGUUUCCCUUCAGCAGGAUGAGUUACUGUCCGUCCAACGAGGACCAGUUCUUCCAAGUCCUGGAGGAGGUUCUGGAGUCCAAAGCCUUGAGCUCCCCUCUGGCCACCGUCAACAUCCUCAUGUCGCUCUUCCAACUGGGCCGCUUUCCGGGCGCCGUCCUGCAUCGCGUCUUUUCGCCCACCUUCAUCAGCAACGUCACCAACAGCCCCUACGCCCUGAUCGUGCGCCGCUACCUGUCCUUGCUGGAUGCCGCCCUGCAGCUGGAGCACCCCCACUACCAAGGACCCCGCCUGCACCCUGACCUCAAGGUGCUCAUGUUCCACCAGGCCCUCACGGCCGAUGAGGUCAACCGCAAGUACAGUUAUAAAGGCGUCGUGGCCGAGGCUCUGCGGCAGCUGCUCGGAGAAGAGAACUACAAGCGCGACCAAGUUCUUGCACCCGGAUACUACACAGACUUCGUGUUGUGGAUGGACUCGUCAGGUCGGGUUCUUCCCAUCCAAUCGGGCGGACCUUCGGUUCCGGGCUCGGCCCCCGUGUGCGCUCCACAGGAAGUUGAUGACAUCGGCGACUUGUCAACUUCCUUCGCCGCAUUGGACGCAGGGAGUCGGGAGGCGGCGGGAGUGGCUGAGACCACAGGGGGCGCUGUGGAGCCCGGGGCCUUUCUGCCACAGCACACGUACACCCUGGCGGGGGGCGCUCACAUCGGGGACAGCGGCGAUCCCUCGGACUCGGGCCCCCAAUAUUACGUGCCAGUGGCUGAGUACCACUCGCUGGAAAGCCAGGACAGCUCCACGCUCAGCAGCCCCCCCUCCGACGGACAACCGCCACCCGGGGAUGCAGUACCGGGGGGCGUGGGUGCUGCUGCAGCCCCCCCAAACACUCUCUUCCAGUUCUCCAUUGGGAAGAUGCUGGUGGAUGAGGAGCGGGCGGGGUCCCCCGCGGAUCAGGGGACGGCUUUCUACGAGGCGGGGAUAUCAAGCCAUGCGCCCGCGGCCGAAGGGGAGGCGACGGAGCCCACAAAUCCUCCGCAGGAAGACAAGCAAAUAAGGAGGUUGGUGAUCUCUGUGAACGACAAGUGGCACUACUGCCACAACUCCAGCGUCCUGGUGGGCUCUCGCGCGAUGAGGGACCGCCACCUGAAGCUGCUGGGCUAUGCCAUCCUGCAGCUGCCCUACCACGAGCUAGAGAAGUUGAACGGCAUCGAGGAGGUCAAGACGUAUCUCCGCGCCAAACUCUACGACAUACCGCCGUGAUGUGCAGCCAUCAAUGCUUUUGGCUUUGUUGCUUUUUUGGACUGUUUCCAGCUGGUCAAAGGUUUUUUGGAAAUGUGACAAAAGGUUGACGGUGGCACGUUGAAUCAUGUGUGCAUGUGAUCCAGGGUAACAGCGCAUGUUUUGAUUUUUUUUUUUUUUUAAAGUGUAUGGCAGCAAGGGAUGAUGGCUAAUGGAUGAGGUGAAAGGUCAGAUUAUUUAUCAAGCAAUGCAUUGUUUAUAUUCAAUAAAUUUGGUCUUGUCACAUGA